AAUCAACAAAACCCUCAAUUCCAUCUUCCCUUUUUCUUAAAUUAAUUGCAGAAAUUUCCACGAAUUACACAACCCCAUUUCUAAAUCAUUCCUAUCGAUCGUAUACCUUCAUAGAUAAGGGUCGCCGGAGACUUUAAACAAUGACCGGCGGCGGUUCGUCUGGUCGGCUUCCGACUUGGAAGGAAAGGGAGAACAAUAAGAGGAGAGAGAGGAGAAGAAGAGCUAUUGCUGCUAAGAUAUACGCCGGACUUCGAGCUCAAGGGAACUUUAAACUCCCCAAACAUUGUGAUAAUAACGAGGUUUUGAAAGCACUUUGUGAUGAAGCUGGUUGGGUUGUUGAAGAAGAUGGUACCACUUACCGCAAGGGGUGCAAGCCAUUGCCAAGUGAUAUGGGAGGCAUGUCGACCAACAUAAGUUCGUGUUCGUCGAUCCAACCGAGCCCAAUGUCUUCAUCCUUCCCUAGCCCCAUUCCGUCAUACAAUGCCAGCCCGACAUCGUCCUCUUUCCCAAGUCCAUCUCGUUGUGAAAACCCGCCAAACCCCUCAUCCUACAUCCUUCCAUUCCUCUGUAACUUAGCCUCAGUGCCCUCUUCCCUACCCCCACUACGAAUUUCCAAUAGUGCCCCUGUAACCCCGCCUCUUUCCUCCCCGACCUCUAGGGGAACAAAGCGGAAACCCGACUGGGCAAUGCUAUCCUCAGGGGCAUUACAGUCUUUUCGACAUCCCAUAUUUGCAGCUUCCGCUCCAUCAAGUCCGACUCGCGGCCGUCGCCACAUUCCCCCAACAACGAUUCCUGAAUGUGACGAGUCGGAUGCUUCGACCAUCGAUUCGGACCGGUGGGUCAGCUUCCAGACCAUGGCUGCACCAACUUCACCAACCUUUUACCUUGUGAAACCAUCGAACCAACAAGGAUUUGUACAAAAUGGGACCAUGGUGCAACCGAACCAUGGUUCGGAAUUCGAGUUCGAAAGUGGUAAAGUGAAGGCUUGGGAAGGGGAAAGGAUACAUGAAAUUGGAACAGACGAUUUGGAGCUGACGCUUGGGAAUGGUUCGGCCAAAUAGGGUCCGUUUGUCGUAUUUCAGAACUUAUCGAAGGGAAAAAGGAGACCGUUAUUUUACAAGUAUCGAUUUUCGAUUUAGAAAGUAUUUGAAUGUGUUGUAAAAUUGAUUAUUAAGUCGAUGAUUAUUCGACUUGUUAUAUGUUAACCGUAAAAAUCAGCUUUAAGGAUGUGAGUGUAAAUACAUAAGACGAUGUUAUUCUGAUGAUGAAAAACCGAUUCGGUGU
Cynara cardunculus var. scolymus (artichoke) is the source of this 1284-nucleotide messenger RNA. RefSeq names its product BES1/BZR1 homolog protein 2-like. Gene Ontology annotation, molecular function: DNA-binding transcription factor activity. Bases 141 to 1061 code for a protein of 306 amino acids. Gene Ontology annotation, biological process: brassinosteroid mediated signaling pathway; DNA-templated transcription. Lineage: Eukaryota; Viridiplantae; Streptophyta; Magnoliopsida; Asterales; Asteraceae. The transcript has 2 exons. The record is from RefSeq and is a predicted model, not a curated record.